Acipenser ruthenus (sterlet) is the source of this 833-nucleotide messenger RNA. Its product is annotated as rho GTPase-activating protein 39. The transcript has 5 exons. Gene Ontology annotation, molecular function: GTPase activator activity. Bases 1 to 675 code for a protein of 224 amino acids. Gene Ontology annotation, cellular component: cytoplasm. Gene Ontology annotation, biological process: signal transduction. The record is from RefSeq and is a predicted model, not a curated record. Lineage: Eukaryota; Metazoa; Chordata; Actinopteri; Acipenseriformes; Acipenseridae.
AUGGACAGUGGAUGUUUGGGUCUGCAGAAGCCCAACCUGGAGGAGAUCAAGCAUGCAAAGAACGCUGUAUUUUGCCCUUCGAUGUUCGGCAGCUCCCUGGAGGAAGUGAUGGUCAUGCAGAAGGAGCGCUAUCCAGAUCACCAGCUGCCCUGGGUGCAGACCAGACUCUCUGAGGAGGUGCUGGGGCUCAACGGUGACCAGACCGAAGGCAUCUUCAGAGUCCCUGGUGAUAUUAAUGAGGUGAACGCUCUCAAGCUGCAGGUGGACCAGUGGAAUAUCCCCACAGGACUGGAGGACCCUCACAUCCCAGCCUCGCUGCUGAAGCUGUGGUACCGGGAGCUGGAGGAGCCUCUGAUCCCUCAUGAGUAUUACGAUGAGUGCAUCACUCACUACGAGGACCCAGAGGCUGCAGUGCAAGUGGUGCACUCCCUGCCGGAGAUCAACAAGCUGGUGCUGUGCUACCUCAUCCGCUUCCUCCAGGUCUUCGGUCAGCCUGACAACGUGUCGAUCACCAAGAUGGACGUAAACAACCUGGCCAUGGUCAUGGCUCCCAACUGCCUGCGCUGCCAGUCCGACGACCCGCGCAUCAUCUUCGAGAACACGCGCAAGGAGAUGUCCUUCAUCCGAGUGCUCGUGCAGCACAUGGACACCAGCUUCAUGGACGGGUUGCUAUAGCGCCAGGGAGCCCGGGGGGGUUCAUAGCAAAAACACUACCAACAAACUAGCAAAUGGGAACAAACACACACACACACACACACCGGACGGUGUUUGUACUGACUGCUUGACAGAGCUGAUCUAAUACAGAGAAAGGACCGGAAGAGGGGCUGUUCAGU